GUGCACAGCAGGUACAGGUGUGUUUCAGGCUGCAGGUGUGCGGAUCCUGUCCUGUCUCCUGACCAGAUGUUCAAAGGUCGAACAGCUGUUUGCGCUCAUAAACUCCAGGGGGAAACACGGGUGGAGUCACGGAGGCAGUUUUUCUAAAUGAGACGAAGCUCGUGCAGGAAGAGACUCUUUAUUCUGUGUGAUUCAGGGUUUUUGUUUGUUUGUUUCUGCCUUCCUGCGUUCGCUCGUUUCUCCACAUCGACACGUGACCUCCGCCUCACCUGAGAGUCCAGUUUACCUGAAGCAAACACGCCGACCGGAGUGUAUCGCAGUGAUUUCCGGGCCGAACUGAAGACGACUUCCGGAAGGAGCCUCCGGCUGCAGCGACCCGCGGUCAUCUGUCUGACCGUCUGCGAGGAAGCGAGUCUGAUUCAGAACUGGAGGAUUUCUGAACGGAGUCUGGCGCGUGGAGCUGUUGCUUUGUGAACGUCCUCACGUGGCCUCGUGCUGUUGUGGUUCCAGCUGGUCUCCGGCUGAUGUGGGCGGAGUCAUGUUUCCGGUGGACCUUCCAGAUGUGGAGGAGCUGACAUCUGGGUCGGAGCGCUGUCUGUCCGCCCUGGAGUCCGGCGCCGUGGAGGACCAGCGCUUCGGCUGCUCCCAGGUUCCGGUGACGCGGGGGAACGUGUUCUGGCUGCAGGUGUUUGAGGACGGCCCCCCCUCGUCUCGCUCCGUCCUCGCUCUGCGGUCUCCAGACGACCCGGAUCAAGGUUCUGGUCGGCCCGGUUCCUCAGAGACCCGUCAGGGCGGAACCUCACCGUCCGUCUCCUGUCCUGCAGUGCUGGCCCUGUUCCUGCAGGACUCCUGGUGGUCCCUGGAGGACGUCCUGAGGACCGCCAGCCCGUCCAGGACCGGCCUGGUCCCAGUGGCGUCCCUGGCGGAGCGGCUGCUGGUCUUCCUGCUCAGCCGGGUGGUGGAGCGGCUCCCUGGGGAGCAGCAGCUGUUCCUCCUCCACCCGCGGGCCGAGAGCUGCAAGCUGCUGUGGGAGGGCGGAGCGGCGGUGGGCUUCUACACCUUCAAGGCCCGAGGCGCCCGGGUGGACGGGUGGAGCGGCCGCUGCUACGCCCUCCCGGUCCUGGACUCGCUGCAGGUGAGGCGGAGCUGCAGGGGGCGGGGCCUCGGCCUCCGCCUGCUGGAGGACUUCUGCUCCACCUUCCAGGAGGAGGAGCUGCUGGGGAUCAGCUCCCCGCUGUCUGAGGGCCUGGUGGCAGUUCUCAGGAAGCUGCUGGGGCGGCGCCGGGACCUCCGGGACCGUCUGUAUGAGGUGGAGGCUCCGGAGGUUCUGGGGGGCGGAGCCAGACGGAACAUCUGGCUGGGGAUCCAGCUGGGCCGGUUCUCCCCCGGUUCUGCUGCGGACGGGGGCGGAACGCCGGCGGGAGUCCAGAGGAAUCCGGUUCUGGGAUCCAGCCAGCAGGUCGGGGUCUCGGCAGCGAGCCGGGAGGUUCCAGGAACAGAACGCUAGAGGACCCUUCUCCCGGUUCUGCAGUGUUAGUCUUCCAGUGUGUUGUUCUGUGUGUGUUCUCCUGUGUGCUGUCUCUUUGUGGUCCCACUGUGUGUCUUUGUGUGUCUUUGUGUGUCUUUGUGUGUCUUCGUGGUCCUGCUGUGAUGUGUUUUACUCUGUGAUGGUCAUUUCUCUUAGUUACACUCACAACUUUGUGUGUCUUCCUGGUUUUUGAUGGUUCCACAGUAGAUCAGUAGCUGUGUCCAAAUGUCCACAUGUCCACACUGUCCCCUCAACCCUCAGUCCCUAUAGAGCUGGACUACAUAGUGGACUUUCUAGAGCCCUGAAUCCAUUGGGAUUUGGACUGGCAGCUCCCUACUUUUUCCUCAGCGCUGAUCGUGUGACCCUCAGCCGUUACCAUGGUAACCAGAUCUUUGUAAUAUAUUUUUAAUGUCUCUAAUUCUGCAUUUUUCUUUCCUGUCAUAUUUCUAAUCAUUGAAGAAUAAAUAAAAAUGUAUUAUUAAUUAUUCCCGGCUCGCGCUGCUGCUCUUCCGCCAUUUUGCUGGAGAGUCGCAAUGCAUGAUGGGUAAUAUUGAGCCGUCCAGGGAACAUCGAUGCUCACUACUUUUCAUGAUGCUUUGUGGGAAAUUUCUAGUGCCCUUCUUUUUUGCUAUCUGGACGUUCGGACAGCCUACAGACGUCUUACUACACUGUGUAGUGUAGUGACACUACACACAGGACACUACACACUUACACUAUGUAGUGUCCUUUAGAGGACAUAGUGUGGACAUUUGGACACAACCGAUGACUUGAUUAGCAGAAACAAGAAGAAUCUGGAGUUCCAUUGAUCCACAUCGGGACCUGAUCACUGCUCAGACGGGGAAUGUCAGCGUUUCAUUUCGCCAGGUUUUAGUUUCUGUGUUUUUGUUUUGAAAUAAAGCGAAUCGCUUG
Salarias fasciatus (jewelled blenny) is the source of this 2437-nucleotide messenger RNA. RefSeq names its product family with sequence similarity 169 member B (gene fam169b). The record is from RefSeq and is a predicted model, not a curated record. NCBI's taxonomy places the organism in Eukaryota, Metazoa, Chordata, Actinopteri, Blenniiformes, Blenniidae. The transcript is spliced from 7 exons. The coding region runs from base 539 to 1507 and encodes 322 amino acids.